Molecule: messenger RNA, 2772 nt
Organism: Lactuca virosa
Lineage: Eukaryota; Viridiplantae; Streptophyta; Magnoliopsida; Asterales; Asteraceae
Source: the annotation of a GenBank genome assembly
AGUACACAACGGAAAGGGCAUUAUCGUCAUUAGACAUAAAUACGCAGCACAGAUAUAGAGGAAACAUGGAGAGAGAAAGGGCAGAGAUAGAUACAGCUCGGUCUGUCUCUAUUUGUGUAUGUGAACUUCACCCUCCGCCGGUGCUCUGUGUGUGACGGCGAUCGGAACAUCCGGUGAUCCGUCGAAGCCAGAAUCUUUUCAACUCAAAACGCUACCAUAGCAUUCUCGGUUGAUUGUGGUUCAGUUCUCUUCCUUUAUCUUAUUGAUUAUCGAUCAGAGCUUAUUUUAUUCUUUUUUGACGUUUUGAUUCUAUUCGUAUUCACCGUUACUCUCUUUGUCGACUUGAAACCCUAAUUUAUUCCAAAACAAGUGAGAAAAUUUUGGAGUUUGCUUAUUUUGAUCCGAACAAACCCUAAUUUUUUUAUGGCCGCUACAAAUUUUCAAUCUGAUGAUAGCGGCGGCGGCGUUAUAAAAAACCCUAGGUCUCCGGGACAUUCACAGACGGUUUCAUCUCCGUGGAGUACGAUUGUGCAGGGUUCGCCGGUCAUGGUACCGGAUGCUGUUUCCGCGGCGCCGGUUUCUGUUGCUCCAGCACCGACGUUUUCAUCUUCUGUUGAGGAGAAAAUAGGUAACUUUACCUCGGAUUGGUGUCCGCCUUCAAUGGUGCCGGAUGUAGUAAGCUCUCCGGAUGAUUCCGGCACUGAUGGUCAGGGUUCUGACAGCGGCGGUGUUGCAUCUAAGAAACCGGUAUGGAAUAAACCGAACGGUGUUGUUGAGGCUGUGAGCCCUGUAAUGGGUGCAGUUUCUUGGCCUGCUCUCGGAGAAUCCACUAAGGCUUCCCCAAAAUCCUCUUCAUCAGAAUCCUUAAAAGCACUUGGAGAUGCACCACUGCUGCCUACAUUACAGGUGACAGGAAAUUCAUCUCCUUUAUCACAUAAACACACAAGUGCAAACAACGUGUAUCCAUCUUCAACUCCAAACCAUGUAGCUCCUGCAAGACAGAGAUCCAUGAGGCGAGGUGGUGGGAGUUCCAAUUCAAAUCCAUCAGCUAAUGGUGUUCUUUCUCACACAUCAGCAACAAACCAUGAUUUGGGAACAGAAAACCUCCAUAACACAUCUGGAAAACCUGGAACUCCUGCUUCAGACCCUUCUCCAAGAGACAAAACAACACACAUCGAGUCACCAAGAGGAAACUUUGGGCCACAAUCACACAAUGGUAAUGAUCACCAACAUCAAAGAAGCUCUUACAGAAGAAGCAAUAGUGGACAACAUCACAAUUAUGGUGGAAAGCGAGAUCAAGAUCGUGGAAAUCAUGAAUGGAAUCAACACAGUAGAAGCUUUAAUGGAAGAGAUAACCACAUGCAGCCUCAGAGAGGUUACCCUAGGGGUUACAUUCGACCCUCUGUACAUUCUUCCACUCCAUAUAUCUCUCCACAAAUGUCUGUUCCAGUUCGCCCUUUUGGCAACAACAUGAUGUAUCAUGAUAUGUCUCCUGUGUUCUAUGUACAAGGUCCACCACCUCCACCAGAUGCCCUGAGAGCUAUGCCUCUUGUUGCUCCAGUUCCACCUCCAAUGUUCUUUGCUGUUCCAGAUCCAUCUUUGCAUGCUAGAAUAGUGACCCAAAUUGAUUACUAUUUCAGCAAUGAGAAUUUAGUUAAAGAUACUUAUUUGAGGCAAAACAUGGAUGAACAAGGGUGGGUUCCUGUAAGCUUAAUAGCUGGCUUCAAAAAGGUUUUGUAUUUAACAGAUAACAUUCAGCUAAUUCUAGAUGCUAUGAGAGCUUCAACCAAAGUGGAAGUCCAGGGAAACAAAAUAAGAAGGCGAAAUGAUUGGAUGAAAUGGCUAAUAAACACACCUGCCCACUACUCCAACUUAUCAAGCCCUCGGGCAGUCGGGCAGUCGGGCAGUCAAGAUCAAUUAGCAUCACAGCUUCAUGGUGUUACACUGGAUGAUGGGGUUGACCAUGUCGGUGGUCAACAAGCUGAGCAAGUUUGACUAGUCAACCGAGACUAAACUAAGAAGCAAUGUUUUUGAGAAGAGAGGUGACGAAUUCUGGAUUUACUGGUAGAUAGAGAAAUUGGUGGUUUCGAGAAAAGGUAAAAACAUGAAAUACAAAAAAAAUUGAAAAAUUAAAAAAAGGAAAAAAAAAUUGAAAAACGAAAAGCACAAAAAAAGUUGAAAGAAGAAAAAAAACUUAAUAAAAAAGUAACAUGGAGAUUAUAUAGGAUAUUACGACUUUUUUGAAUGCUAGUUUUGGUUUGUUGGAUAGAAUGGUUUUCUUAUUUUUGGAUUAUAUGUUUUAAAAAAUUAUAUUUAUCCCUUGUGUUUCUUGUUAUAUGUUAUGUUAUGUUAUGCUCCUUGAUGAAAACUUUUGGGUCUGAUUUCUGACCUUUGAAGUUUCAAUCUAGGAGCAGAUUUUGUGUGCUUCGAUUUGAUCAUGACAUAAUUUUGCCUAUAUUCAUUCAGAAAGUAGAUUGUUAUAAUCGUGGGAAAAAUAUUUUUGAAAGUAGUUAAUGAUGAAAUAUAAAACCAAUAUGUGGAAAAGGUGAAAGGUUACACGUUUCCUUUAGCUGUAGCAAUUGUGCAGUACUAAGGUGAUGUGGAUAACUCGGUGGAGGGUUUUUUAUACUGUUCAAGGUGGAAGAUAUUGUUUAUAUUAGUCAAGGUGGAAAUGAAUUUAUGAAUAAUCAAACAUCAAGAGACAAAUGGUAAUUUGGCCUUUAAAUCUAAUAGUGAAUUUUAUCUUGACAACAUUCCUUUAUGUAUAGGAGC